UGUGUGUGUGUGUGUGUGUGUGUGUGUGUGUGUGUGUGUGUGUGUGCGACAGAAACCGUUGAAUCUCAGUUGACUGUGAGACUUAGAGAUUGAAGACAGCAGGUUUUGGAGCUCCUCACGUAACACAACCGCCUGCCAGUGGAAAUGAUCGAGUGAUUUAAGUGUGUGUGAUGGCAGAGCUCCCGUCCGGACUGCUGGAGGCAUGUGUAGUGGUUGGAGCCCCCAGCGAUAAGCUUCGAGACAUAUACCAGCUCCAUCAGCAGGGUAAGUUAAAUGAACUCCUCCUGCUGGAAGCUGAGGUACUACAGGUCCAUGCCCCGCCCUUUGUUUCCAAGGAGACGAACUCCAGCCAGUCGAUUGGUCCAGCGUUCAGUCGUGUCCAGAGGAGGAGGAGCUUCAUCAAGAAGAAGCGGCGAGAUCGGGCUGCAGAGGCGUUGCUUAAUGGAGAAACAGGCAAUCGUAGUGAGGUGUCCUCAGCAACAGAGGACAUCAGUGUUCCAAAGGAUCUGGACCUCAUCGCCCUGCCGCAGCUGUGUUUCCCUGGUGGCCUCCAAUUAGCCAAUGAGCCGAGAGAAGACACUUAUCACUUCCUGGUUUUCACUGACCUUUUUGGGAACCGAACCCAUGGAGUUGUUGUGCAGUACUACAGAGCUGUACAGUCCUGUCAGGAAGGUGCUGUCCAGAAUGGCCACAGGUGGAAUGCAUCAAAGUGCCGUCUCUAUACACCCUUCGCUGUGUGUGUCAUCUCCAAGUUCCCCUACUAUAAUGCUCUGAGAGACUGCUUGUCAUGCCUCCUGGUCCAGUUGCGGCCUGCAAGACAAGCUGACUUCGAGGAGACAAUAAAGGAAUUUUCAGCCAAGCUGUCCCUGGUCCCUUUACCACCUCCUGGACAACUACAUGUGUCCUUCAGCCUUCGUCCCCUCCAUGUGGUUCUUCCAUCAAAGCAGGAUCAGGAAAGCCCUGUUAUUGACAUCGACCUGCAUCUACCUUUCCUCUGUUUCACGCACACAACACUGCUCCAGGUGCUGUCCUGUCUCCUUCAAGAACAGAGGCUAGUAUUCUUCUCUGCUGACUGGGCCAGACUCACUCUGGUUGCAGAGAGUUUGCUGUUGUACCUGCAGCCUCUGUCCUGGCAGCAUCCCUAUGUUCCUGUCUUGGCUAGUGGAAUGCUGGACUUUCUCAUGGCUCCUACAGCCUUCUUGAUGGGCUGUCACAUCAGUCAUUUUGAAGAGGUUGCUGCAGAGACAGAAGAACUAAUCCUGGUGAAUAUUGAUGAUGGCAUCAUUCAGUCGUCAUGGUCUGAAUCCCUUGACCUACCAGCUAUCCCUCUGGCUGCUGCGGAGAGUUUUAUGUCAAGGGCAGAGUCUCUCCAGCUUCACUAUGACUUGGAGAUGUGUCACCUUGGUGCGGGCACUGAUGCUAAUGCCCUGCGAUGCCAACGCAGAGACUGGCAGACACGCCUUAACACACAGAUACAAAACAUCACUCUGGAACUAGUGGUCAACAUCUUCAGAGGCGUCCAGGACUUUCUAAACCAUGAACACCGAGUUUUUAACAGUGAGGAGUUUCUGAGGACCAGGGAGCCAGCAGACCAGUCCUUUUACAAGAAGGUGUUAGACACUCAUAUCUUCCACUCAUUCCUGCGAGACAGGCUGAACAGGAAACGGGACACCUUCAGCCACAUGGAGCAGAACACACGUAACCAUGCACAGAGGAAUCGUGCCAUGACAGAGUCUCCUCGGCGUCCCCCCAUGUCUGAACUGUCCAGGACUGGCUACACCAACUACACCAGCCCUCAUAACAGACUGAGCAAGAGGCUCGGAGCCAGCCUGCCUAACCUGGAGCAACCUGCCAAUGACACCGUUUCUACCAUCACCUCCAACAGACCAGCCUCCUUCAGGAAGAUGACUCCUGAUAUCGGGUUGAAGUUUCCUCAGAAAGCAGUGAAGGUUUUCCGCCUCCCAGAAUUCCCCCCUCCGUUGGCUUAUCAUUAUGUCCAGAACUAUUACUCUGACAUGGUUGCUUCCCUGGGAAGGGCUAUUAAUACUACAGCACCUGAUGAGUCUGCUCUGCUGGCCAGGUACCACUACCUGCGAGGUUUGGUGAACACUGUGUCCAACAGGCGCCUGGAUGCACUAGAGGACUUCCAGAGUCUUUAUAAGACUGACUCUGAUAUCUUUCCUUCUCAGAUGGUUAAGUCACUGGUUGACUCUCUGCCAGAAGCUGAACGUUCACAGGCGGACAAACGGUCAGAACUGAAACGGCUCAUCAGUCGGGUCAAGAGGGACCAGGAGCGGGAACGCGCCUGCAACGGCAACGGGCACGAGGAAGGCGCCGUAAAACGCUUCCAGCUGCCCAAAAAAUACAUGCAGAUGGAGGAGUUUGUGAAAUGUAUCCAGGAGUCCGGCAUAGUAAAAGACCAAGGAUCCAUACAUAGACUCUUUGAUGCUCUUACUGUAGGUCACCAGAAGCAGGUUGGUCCAGAGUUGUUUAGAGUCUUCUACACCAUCUGGAAAGAGACUGAGGCCGAGGCACAGGAGGUGUGCUUGCCAGCGUCUGUCUUGGAGCACAUUGAGCCCAGUGAGUGCGUCUUCAAGCUGUCCUCCUCUGUCAAGACGAGCCGCGGCGUGGGGAAGAUCGCUAUGACACAGCGGCGGCUCUUCCUGCUGACCGAUGGACGACCGGGAUAUGUGGAAGUGGCACAGUACCGAGAUUUAGAGGAGGUGAAAGUGUCUUCAGCUCCCUUCCUGCUGUUGCGAAUCCCGAGUCUGAAGUUGCGCGUUCGGGGCAGGAAGGAUGCAUUCGAGGCCAAUUUAAAAACGGAAACUGAGCUAUGGAACUUGAUGGUCAAAGAGAUGUGGGCCGGGCGCAACAUGGCUGACCAACACAAGGACCCCCAGUACAUGCAGCAGGCUCUGACCAAUGCCCUGUUAAUGGACGCAGUAGUGGGCAGCCUUCAGAGCAGUAAGGCCAUCUACGCUGCCUCGAAGCUGGCUCACUUUGACCGCAUCAAGAUGGAAGUGCCGAUGAUGGUUCCCAAGACAACCUCAGAGACAUUAAAGCACAAAAUUAACCCCUCGCUGGAACUUGCUGCACCUCAGGCUGUGGAUGUACUUCUAUACACACCAGGUCAGUUAUGGGUGUCUGUGAGCGGGGGGAAGGUGAUGGUGUUUGAUGCCUCCAGCUGGUCCCUCACACACACCUGUCACGUUGGGAAUGCAAGACUGAACUGCAUGCUGGGAGUUGAUAAGGACCAGGUCUGGAUGGGCUCUGAGGACUCUGUCAUCUACAUCAUCAGCAUGGUGGCCAUGGUCUGUAACAGACAGCUGACUGAACACAGGGCGGAGGUCACUGGACUGGCACUUGAUACAGACAAAUACAGCCAGAAGGUGGCGUACUCCUGCAGUGCAGAGGGAAGCGUCAUGGUGUGGGACGUCUCGACACUACAGGUGAAGAGGCAAUUUCGCCUCUCCUGCGACCGUCUGCAGUCGGUCUCCAGCCUUAAUGGAACGCUUUGGUGCUGCUCCAGGGACAGUAUAAUGGAGGUGUGGAGGAACGGUUCAGUAAAACAUCGUAUGAAUUUGCCAGAGCAGCCAGGACCGACAAGAGGAUCCACAGCUGCAUUCAGCUCUGUACUGCUGUUACCUGAGAGGGAGGAGCUGUGGAGUGUUUGUGUGGACUCAGGAGAAGUGUGUAUUUGGAACAUUAAGGACACUAGCAAACCGUUCCACCGCGUGGCUCUGCAGGACUGCACCGGAUGUUACUGCAUGAUCAAAGUUAAAAACCAGGUGUGGGUUGGCGGUGUUGGCCGCAGUUCUACCAAAGGGAAGAUUUACAUCCUGGACACAGAGCGCCACCAGGUCCAAAAGGAGCUUCACGGCCACAACGACAAGGUGACGGCGCUCUGCUCCGCCGAGGAUCGAUACGUCCUCAGUGGAGCUGCCAAACACGACGGAAAGAUUGCCAUCUGGAAGGUGGAGUAGAGCCAUCGGCUGCCUGGAAAUGGACAACUAUUAAAGUUGGAGUUGUUAACGCCAUCGUGCUGUGAACUAACAAAAGGACCGCAGGUUGAGAAUCUGUGGGAAAAGGAGUGAAGAUCUGUGUUUUUGGAAACCUCGACUUCAUGCUGCAACUCAGAGCUAUGAAGGAAUCAUGUGAAGCAAUAAGUUUACGUAAAGUGACACCAACUGAGCAGCUUCUGCCGCCUGCUAUGAAGUGGUGAUUAGAAAUACUAACAGUACUAACACGUUAUUUUUUCGGGAGUAUGAAGGACAAACGAAGACUGAAAAAAAGAGAAGUGGACGCAGUUUCUUGUUGGAUAUGUUUUGUUUUUCUUUUAAUCCAAAGUUCACUUUACUAAAGGUUUAUACAUUUUCAGUGUUGUCAUACCAUUCCUUAUUUAAUGCUCUACCUUAUUUUGUAGCGAGUCCAAUCACACUAGUAUUAUGUGGGAACAUUGUGUGACUGAGCCUCUCCUCCAGCUGUGUUUUUGAGGUGGGUCUCUGCAUCUCAAAGGAGUCAAACUACCCUGAAAACAAAACCUGUGAUUGCAGAUUUCACCACCACAGUGGGGAGGGAAAGCCCUGAAAAAUAUUUUGAUGGAAGUUAUCCUUUAACGGACAAUGUACAGUGAGGGGGUGACGAGAAAUGUGAUGAAAGAUGAAACAAAAUUAGGAGCUGGACUCAAACAUGUGAAACAGUGAUAUGUGUGUUUCAAAGCAUCUCAAGAGAAACACGUUUUAGUCCUGAGUGGAAUUAGAUUUUUUUAAAAAAAAACACAUGAAAUAAGGACUAACAGUGGCCUGCAGUGUUUCGCACUUAUUGUAUAUCUUUAUCAAAUACUUCAAUACCUCAUUGUUAGACAAAGUUUCUACAUUUUUCUCUAUUUAUUUCCCUACAAGAUAAGUUUUUAUCUGUAUUCCCGGGUUAACAAGUAAAGGCAAAAUGUUUUCGACAGAAGAUGUGGAAGCUUUAUCAAAAAAUUCCCGGCUAUAAAAUGCUUUAUGCAUAUUAAAAAUGUAGUUAUUUAUACUUUUAAGUAUAAAAAAAGGCUUAAAUUUCCUCUUAUAUGUUGAAAUCUAUUUAUAAUCUGUAGACAUUUGUGUUCUGUGCAUUUUAUAAGGAGUAUCUGACUAGUUUUUAUUACAGAAGUGUUAUUUUCAUUAAGUGAAACAGUACAACUGAACUCUUUUUGUUUUUUGUAUUUUUACCUUUUUCUAUCUUUUACAGCCUGUUUUUCUCUUCAAAAAGUUAACUUUCUGGGACACUUGAACAAUCAGAGUUAAGAAGUCGACACUAUUGUUUCACAAAAAGUAUCACAAGUGGUGUAAUUUGGUUCUUAUCACCAUUCAAAGGUUCAAUUUAUCUUUUAUUGUGUACACUGUAUAUAAAUAGUGAGCAUAAAAUAUAUUCCUCUUGUAAACUAAACUGGUGAAAAACAACCACUGACAUAUUUUGUGUUUUUUUUAAAUGAAUAUUGUCACUUUUAUAAAACUUGAAAUGUAUAUGAAACUGUAUAAUAUCUCCAACCUUUUAUCAAGAUUUUCUAACAUUUAACCGGCAGUGAAUAAAGCAAAUACACCUUUUCAAA
This is a messenger RNA of Dicentrarchus labrax (European seabass), 5590 nucleotides long. RefSeq names its product DENN/MADD domain containing 3a (gene dennd3a). Gene Ontology annotation, molecular function: protein binding. NCBI's taxonomy places the organism in Eukaryota, Metazoa, Chordata, Actinopteri, Moronidae. The record is from RefSeq and is a predicted model, not a curated record. The transcript is spliced from 30 exons. Bases 171 to 3983 code for a protein of 1270 amino acids. Gene Ontology annotation, cellular component: cytoplasmic vesicle. Gene Ontology annotation, biological process: regulation of Rab protein signal transduction.